Messenger RNA from Protopolystoma xenopodis, 315 nucleotides. The record is from the annotation of a GenBank genome assembly. Lineage: Eukaryota; Metazoa; Platyhelminthes; Monogenea; Polystomatidea; Polystomatidae.
AUGCAUGAGGGAGCGCAUGCUCCUCUCGCCGGCGCUACCGGAUGCGUGGAACCCGAGGAAACGUUGGAUAAGAUAGAUGUUGAGAAUCGCAUUGACGAUAGUGAGGAUCUUGACACAGAGAUAGGAGAACACGAGACAGGUGCCCAGGCGUUUACUCACCACGCAAAUACCGCAAGCGUCAUAGGCCCUCUUCGACAAUUGAGCUCGUCGACCCUAAAAUGCAAAUGUGCCGAACUGUACGCCGACUCUGGAAGGCAGACAUGCGCAUGGAGGCUGUCGGUGAAACCGGAACCUCAAGGAUUUUGCAUCAUUUAA